AUGCCAGCGUAUUCAAUUGUUUCCCUUUGGCUUUACCCCCCAAAACAAAAAGAAUGUGACGAGGAGAUAUUCCCACCUGAUAGUCUCUUACGGCUCACAGAACGCAUUCGAGAAAUAAUAUCUGGAUUUCUACAGGAUAUAGUUGAUUCUGCAGUAUUUAUUGAAAAUAGAACUCUUUCCACUAGAAAUAUCUACGAAAAGAAACUACAACAAGGUAAAAAUUAA
Molecule: messenger RNA, 225 nt
Organism: Debaryomyces tyrocola
Lineage: Eukaryota; Fungi; Ascomycota; Pichiomycetes; Serinales; Debaryomycetaceae
Source: the annotation of a GenBank genome assembly